This is a messenger RNA of Mycotypha africana, 2839 nucleotides long. RefSeq lists its product as uncharacterized. The record is from RefSeq and is a predicted model, not a curated record. The coding region runs from base 126 to 2768 and encodes 880 amino acids. The transcript is spliced from 3 exons. NCBI's taxonomy places the organism in Eukaryota, Fungi, Mucoromycota, Mucoromycetes, Mucorales, Mycotyphaceae.
UAGUAUUGUUGAUUUUGCAAUAGGUAAGUUACUGUUAAGAUAUUUGUUUAUAGUUUUUGACAGACAUGAGACACUGAAGAGACAUUUCGUAAAUUAUAUCAGAACGCUUAGAAGAAAAGGAUUCAAUGCGAGCAUUUACUGUUCUGUUCAACUACAUACAAGCAUACCCACGGCACGCGUACAAAUAUUUGAUUAAUGCUAUCAACCUGCUAAUACUAUGCGCCCAGGGGGCAAAGGGAGAAGAAAGGCAAAAAUGUAUCACACUCUUAGUUACAGAAUUGUUCCCUCGACUUUGCAAACAACGAUUAUUACUAGUACGAAAGGAGAAAGUUCCUUCCAUCAAAUCAACUGAUAGCAAGCAUUAUAUCACUUUACCAUAUAAUCUCUUCGAACAAUUCUUAUUACUUGGCCAACGAUUUUACAUAAAAAAACAUCAGUGGAAGGAAGCAACAAGGUUUACCUGCCAUAUGCUGGCAGCCUGUGGAUAUACUAAUUUGGAUCAGCUUGCAGACAAUGUAUCAUAUGUAAUUCGAUUUCAAUAUUUAAAGGAGCAUAGAAAGCAAGUACGUAUAGAUGACGACGAUAACGAUGGGCAAAAUCGAGAGCAAUUUACAUUGCCAGUAAGCGAAGACUUAUCAAUCUUGUCAACGUUCAUGUGUGAAUGUAUGGUAGCAGCUUCACAGUUUGUAGAGUUUGGUUAUCGAUAUUAUAAGUAUGUUUGUGGUACCGAUGACGUCUCAUCAUCGACCAGCGAUCAAAAAACUUGCUUGAUACCCUUAUGCUCAUUCCAGCCUAAUAACAAUAAUAAUGAUGAUAACAAUGACAACGAUGGUAAAACUGACGCUACUGUUAGAAGGAGAGAACGCGAGUAUGAGGACGACGAUUCUACUGGCAACACCUUACUUCAGCACUCUUCAAAUAAGCGUCAGCGUCUGAUGGAUUCUAGUUCAUUAGCAGUGUCGGCUCUUCCAAACGGCACUAAAAGCCAACAAGAUGUAAUAGAAGUGGAAUUAGAAGCAGAAGCAGAAGCAGGAGCACAAUAUGAAUUGGAGGGUAGAGCACGUGGGUUAGAUUCAUUUUGUUUACAAGGUGUUGAUGAAGCAUUACAAAUUUUGGGAAAAGCUGGUGAUUGUUUACGUCAUGUUGUUGAACUAUGGAAUUGGGCUUACUCAACUAUUUCGCAGAAAAGCUUAUUAGAUACACUAGGGGGAUGGGAAGAAGAAUUUUGUCGCAUUGUGGAUGGUUAUAGAUUACCCUUUGAUAUGCACAAUGCUGUUUUAUUAAUAAGAAGUGAUUUAGCAUUGUCUUCCCCUUCAGUCCCGGGAAAUCUUGCGAAGGCAUUGGAAUUAUCUCAGACAAUAUGUGACCGUAUUGAAGUACAUCGUAGACAAGAAAAGACCGAACCUAAUCGUUCUAGCAAAGCAUCCUCGGCAACAUCAUCAUCAUUGUCCAACCCUAUCACUAGUAAAUUAUCAACAGAUAUGGAUAUACCCUUCAUGUUUGCUUUUCGUGUAUUAUAUAAUAUUGGUAUCAUAUAUCUACUUGUUGGAAGUCUACAGCAAUCAACCUUAGAAAUUGCAAUUAUUCUAUCAGUAUUUCCUAUUCCCAGUGGGUUGAGCGCAGACGAUUUUGUUGCUGACGAAGCAGACUGCUGUACAGUGGCGAAUAUCUUUCAGGGAAGAGAGUUUGGCCUAAUGAAAGUAACUCAGGAAGGACUCGUUGUGAGAUGUAUCAAGCAUUUGAUAGUAAGCCUCGAUAACGAGUCUGAACAACGUAGCGGUAUGGCAUCGAUUGAUUCGGCUUUGCGCUGGGAUGAAAAGGCUGGUAAUAUGAUUGUUCUAAUGCAAUACGGUUGGCCGUAUUGGAGUACAAGAACGAACCUUUGGGACAAGAUAAUCAAUAGAAUUAGUGGAAAACGGGUUUAUAAAAACCGCGAGUUUCUCGAAUAUCUUUAUGUUGCGGAAGUUUUACAGACAAUUCGCCAUCUUCAUCUACUGGGCUCAGUCACAAUGGACAUAAUCCCGCCUGAAUUUGCUCUUCGUAAUAGCUACCGUCAUUUAGUAACAACUUCUUCUACCUCAUCUACAGCAAGAGCAACAGCGAAACCGAAUAACAAUGAUAAUGCUGAAGUUACGAGUACAGCCUUAUCGGUCAAACCUCUACUAAAAGCAAGCAGCGGUAGCAAAACCGGUACCAAUGGAACAGAGGACGAGGAUGACGAUGAAGAGGACGAUAACGACGACCUAAAGAAAUCAAAGAGCUCUUCUGUGAUAUCAGUGUACCAUCCCUCUUUUGCUAAUAGUAUUCUGCCUAGUACGUCUAUGUCUCCUUCUUGGUAUUCGGCUUCUACGCAAAAAAAUUCCUUUGCAAAAUGGAUGUCGCCAUCAUUUUAUUACAGCCGGCCAGCGACGUCAGUUGUCUUACCAGGACAAACUACAAGCAGUGGCCUUUCGGGAGCAUCAACAGCAGAUCAAAACAUUGAUUCAGGAAGUAACAAUUCUCACGAAAAUGGUACAAAUGUCACUACUGAAAGCAAUUCUGAUACAUACGCUGGUGAUAUGCUAAUGAUGAAUGGCCAUAAUAGCAGUUUCCAACAAAUACCCUCUGUCCAUAAAUCAACCACCUCAUUUAUUCCGAAAGACAUAGUAACAAGAUGCUUGGAUUAUCGAAUUGCUAAGUACUCACCAAAAAUAACACCGCAAAGAAUGAGACAUGUUUUGCAACGGUUCUUGAAAAAUAUGGUGUUGAAAGCCAACGAAGACGCUUGAUUCUCUCAGAGCUUUUAUUCCACCAUCCAUAAGCAUUAUCGUAUUUUAUUAAUAAAGUUGCGUGACAUAUA